CCGCUUCCUGCCGCUAUAAAUAUCCGCCCGGCCCAACAUGUCCCGGCCGCCGCAGCGGCUGGAGCGCUGGCGGGAGCUGCCCGCCCUCCCCUCCAGCCGUCGAGCCCGCCGGAGCGCGGAAUGUGCAACCUGGGAAAUAUUGUGAUCUAAUUAACUUCAGCAAGUGUAUUCUGGACUGACUUUGCCAGGACUCCUAUUCUGUGCAAGCAUUUCUCCUGCUGGUGACAAGUUUUCUUAGGAAAACCAGACAAACCUCAGACUUCCACCAUGCCUGUGCCUCCUCCUCCAGCUCCCCCUCCACCCCCAACGCUUGCCUUGGCAAAUACUGAAAAGCCAUCCCUAAGCAGAUCAGAACAAGCAGGGCGAAAUGCUCUAUUAUCUGAUAUUACCAAAGGAAAAAAGCUAAAGAAGACAGUUACUAAUGACAGAAGUGCUCCCAUUCUAGAUAAACCCAAAGGACCUGGUGGAGGUGGUGGAGGUGGCUUUGGAGGAGGUGGUGGUGGCAGCAGUGGUGGGAGUUUUGGUGGUGGUGGUGGUGGUGGUGGUGGCGGCAGCUUUGGUGGUGGGGGACCACCUGGCCUUGGGGGCCUUUUUCAAGCAGGAAUGCCAAAGCUCAGAUCUACUGCGAGUCGAGAUGCUGAUGCCGGUGCCCCUCGCCCGCCCGCCCUGCCGCCCGGAGGCCGCUCCGCAGCCCCCAAACCCUUCUCUCCACCGACCGGCCCGCCGCGUUUCCCGGGGCCGCCCUCGGGCCCGCGGACCGCUGCUCCAGAGCCGCAGAGAAGCCGCAUGCCGCCUCCGAGACCCGACGUCGGCUCCAGACCCGAGGCCGUGCCGCCCCCCGUGCCCAGCACCCCUCGGCCCAUCGCCUCCAGCCUCCACAACAGGGGCUCGCCGCCGGUGCCGGGCCUGACCCGGCAGCUCAGCCUGGGGCCGUCGCCCCCGCCGUUCCCGGGCAACCGGAGCGCCGGGCCCCUCCGGCAGCCCGGCCCCAGCGUGUCUCCCGUCUUCUCCGGCCGCCCGCCCCUGCCUCCCACCCCGGGCCGCCCGGCAGAGGACAAGCCGCCGCCCCCGCCGCCACCAGCCGCGCACCGACCGCCCGCCGCCCGGGAGGCGUCUCUGCCCCCGGUGCAGAACAGCAAGCCGCCCGUGCCCUCCGCCCCUCGGCCCUCCCUGGGCGCCCCGGCGCCCCCGCUGCCCCCAGGCAGGCCGGGGCCGCCCCCCAUCCCGCCCGUCCCCGGCGGGACCGACGAGAUGCCGCGGCUGCCCCAGAGGAACACCUCGCUGGGGUCCCCGACGGCGCCGGCAGCGGGGGGGGGCCGUUCCGGACCCCUGCCCCCUCCGCCCAACGAGAGGCCCCCGCCUCCCGUCAGAGACCCCCCCAGCCGCUCAGGCCCCCUUCCACCACCUCCUCCCAUAAGCAGAAAUGGAAGCACUUCAAGGGCUUUGCCUGCUACUCCCCAGCUGCCCUCCCGGCCAGGGAUGGACAAUCAGAGAAGUGGACCACGACCACCACUUCCCCCUGACCGUCCGGGCUCAGCGGCACCACCGCCACCACCACCACCUUUGUCAGCUCUCAGAAACGGCUUCCAGGAUCCAGCUGAUGAUGAGUGGGAAAGCAGAUUUUCUUUUCAUCCUAUAUCUGAUCUGCCACCUCCAGAGCCAUAUGUACCCAUGAACAGAAGUUAUCCCAGUAAACUAGCAAGAAAUGAAAGUAGAGGUGGUUCUGGACGAAAAGAAAGAGGUGCUCCCCCCCUUCCACCUGUACCAAGGUGAAAUGGGUUCUGGCCCAUCUUUGGGCAGCGUCUGUUUUCAAGUUUCCUUCAAGUCACCUCUCUUGUUCACAUCAUUGGAAAGUUGUCUGCUUUGCUUUAUUUCCACUUUUGGCUUGUCAGCUAGAACAAACUUUAGUCUCUGUUACAGAAGUAAUAGAUACAGUUUAUGAACUAUAGUUGCUCAGAGCUAUACAUUUCAUUUGCUUCUACUGCAGGCUGUCAUGAAAGGCAUUUUGUGGACCAUACACAGCAAACAUGCAUCAUGGGUACUGUGUCCAGCCCUGUUCCCUGGAGACCUCCACAGGAGGUCUGGCUUUGAAUUUAACAAGAACUGUAACAAAGCUGUUUCGUUCACUUUGGGUACAGUGGCUGUAUUAUUUGAAAGAUUAAGUACGAUCUAUUUUCUGUUUAAAAAACAGUUACUGGGGAAAACCGAGAGUCCCCUGGAUCCUUCUUUGCAUGCCUAAUUUGACCCAUCUGCUUCUGCAAGCCAUAGACCCACCACAUGGUGAUGAAGAGUUCAUUCUAAGCCUUUUCACUUCAGCUUAGCGAAGCAAAUCUUAUUUUAAACAAUAGAUAGAAUAUCUUGUCCCAAGGAUGGAGUGUGUCUGGCCUUGUUUUUAACUGUGGAGAAUCUUACAAAGAAAAGCACAAGUGAAGAAUUCAGCAGCAUAAAAGUAUCUUCUCUUUUUACCCCUCUUCCUUUUUUUUUUUUUUUUUUUUAAUACCAUUAUGCAUGUAGUACCUAAUUCUUCCCUACUCUGAUGCAGACCGACCCAGUCAUCAGUGUUCUGGGUUAUUGCAAUGCUUUCCACCUGAGACUGUUUGCCAAGACUUAUCAAAAAGUAGUCUUGGUGCAAAUGCAGCAAUUACUGUUGUUGCAAGCUCUUCUUGUGAAGCAUCACAAACACCAGUGCUCUCCAGACUGCUUUCCAGUUAUCUCUUUGGUACAAUAAAAUGACAGGUUUUGACUUAAAAAACUUUCUGAGGUUUACGUCCCAAGUCUCAGUGAAUUUGACUUGAUUUGCAGGGGAGAAGAUGAGGUAAAAAAUGAGUGUAUGUGAAAGCCCUUUGUUGUAGUGAAGGAGGUCUGAGGUUUGUGUGGUACAGUGGGAGCAGCAUCUCCAAAAUUUGCGUUCCACUGGUUCAAGAGAAAUGGGAAGAUUUGGCCUUCUGAGUUUAUCAUGAAGUCUGCCCUUUCAAACGUUGCUGAAAGGAGUCUCUGCAGAGAGCUACAAGGCUUACAUUAAUAGAAGAGAGAGUAUUCUAACAUUGUGACAAUUGAUUAAUAUGUUUAAUGGCUUUUUAAUUUUUGUUUGUGAGGAAAGUUUAUUGUAUGAGUGCAUUUUACAAAUUUAUCUAAUUGCAUGCAAAAUGUUGUUGGAAAUUAGAGGAAGAUUAUAAUUCUGGAUAUGAAAUAUUGCUGAAUGAUAGCCCCUUGUUGAUUGAACUUUUGAAGGUAGCUCAAAGAUUUCUCAUCUAUCUCCUCAAUGGUUUCUGUUUCUUUAAAGCAAUCCUUGGGAUCCCUACCAAGCCUGUAUCAACACCAUUGCUUGGAAAGAAAAAAAAAAAAAAGUCAUGUAGGUUAAGAAAAUGUUUCUCUAGCAUGAGAGACAUGAUCCUAAGUACACUCUGCGGCUACAGUGAGGUCAGUCCUUUAAUAUUGAGGGAAUUUAGCCGGAGAGUCUGGACCCCCUGAAGUGUCUGUUCAUAGGGCUUUUUGUGCUGUCAGUGGGUGUGGAAGGGCAGAUCCCUUUCUGCCUGACAGCUGAGGCAGUCAGCACAAAGGGGACAAGACAGAGUUAGGUUUGGCCAGAUCACGUUUAAUUUGGCCUUUUCAGUGUUUGUUUACAAAAUCUCGUUUGCUGUGAUAGCAUUUGAUUUUGUACCUGUUUUUUACAUUUUUAUAUCUUCUAACCUAUUUUAAGUUACUAGUUAUGGUCUUGAACCUGCAGUUAAAUGCGCAGGCGCAGGGAUGUAUCUGCAUCCAAUUGCAGGGUCGUGGCUGUAAGAGUUUCUUAAACAGAUAUUAGUGGGACCUCCGUGUGACAGGUGCACCUUGGGAUCAAACCUAGCACAAUACCGAAUUUUUAUAUGUAUUUUAUGGAUGUCACUUAAACAUAUGCACUAUACAAAGUGCCUCUCUCUUUGAGAUAUUAUUAUGUGAAUAAAAGUCCAAAUAAAAUUUUUAGGAUAAUAACUUAAAAGAUAAAUUAUUGUAUUCAGGUUAUUAAACUGAAGCACUUAAACCUUUCUAAAGAACAACAUUUUUAAUUUAAGAAUACAAUAUUUCCAAUACCUUAACCUGCCAAAUUCUUAUUAAUAUCCAAAUAGCUAUGCAGCCAAAAAACAAAACAAAAAAACCACCUUCAGAAACUGUACCUUUUUUGUAACCUACUUCUGGCAUGACUGUUUUCCUUUGAGAAAGUCAAUUAAAAUGCUGCACGUUGUUCUGCUUACUCUCCGUAUUGUUCAAAAUAUUAGUACAGUUGAACUUCUGAGCAGAGUUUUCUGACCAGAAAUUCUGGACCACUACCAAAGACUUGGCAAACCAGCUUCAAUCUCACUUUGAAAUGUGCUGUGUAAAAGGCCCUAAGUUAAGAAGACAAGAAACCUAAACUGCUUGGAUUUAGCACUUCUUUGUACUAGAAAGAGAAACCUCUUCAGAAUGGAUGUUCAGCAUAGAUGUAAAAUAGCUUAAGAAUGCAGAAUGAGGUAUUUUUUCACCUAACAACUAUACUAUUUAUAUCUUUUGCUAUAAAACUCCCUAGAUAUAUUCCAGAACAGUGCAGCGUUUUAUCAUUCAAUUUAUUGCUUCAUAUAUCAGUAGCUAAUUACCAGUAUGAUCAGUAUUAUCAUAGUAUUUAUUUCACUAUGAAAUGUUAAAAAGAAGAAUGUAAAACAUUUUGAAUCAGUGUUGCCUUAUGACUUUUUUCAGUCCACUUUUCUGUGUCUCACUAGAAAAACUAAUAGGUGUUGUUCUUCAAAGUCCUGGUGUAAAUAGUGCCCGCUGUAGCAUUCUGUGGUGUUGGAGCCACAACCUGCUGUUACAAUGUGCUUGGUCUGCUAACUACAGGUUGAGCUCAGUGCAUGGAGACUGUUGGAGCAGUCUUCAGGUGAGAUGUGGGUGGCUCUGGUUAACCUCACAAUCAGUUGUUGAUAUUGUUCUGGAAAUUUAACCCUUUCCCCAAACCAGUGUCUCACACUGUUGGCCAUUCAGCCCAGCUGACUUCAGCAUGGUUGCAUAGGUUAUUAGAGGACUAAAUGAGUUCACUGCUUGCAUUUAAGAUUUAGUGGGUUUGUUUUAAUUAGCAUUGUUAUAAACCUUCACACCUCAAAUUAUCUUUUUGUGUCAUGACUAAGACUCACAUUGCGUGACAACAGCCACGAAUGUUCAUUUUUGUUUAAUUGAAGUCAGUAAAUAAAAUGGGAAUGACUUUUGUAUUAUGCGACAGUAAUUUCUGCUGAGUAUUUUUGCAAGAAGAGCACAUGUUAUAUCUGAUCUGACUUUCUGAAUCAGACAUCAGGAGAAGAGAUCACAGUGGUUAAUGUUCAGAAUUGUUAAAGGAAAUGCAGCUUGUGACAGAGGAAACAUCUAUUUCUGUAAAUCAGCUACUUCUUAAAUAAGGUUGCAAAGUUCUUGUUUAGAAGCCAGCAUUUCCCAACACUAAAAUAAACUUAAGAACUAUUUUUUUCUACAAGACUGAACUAUUAAACAUAUUCCUUAAAUUGUCUCUUAAAAAACUGGAUGGUAGUUUCCUCUUGCAGCGACAGCUGUUUCCAUGUCCCUUGUAGGUCUGUGUUGGAGCAGAGAGUGAGGGAACUCAGCUGCUAUCAUAUGCUUCACAUAUAUUGUGACACAACAAUUUUCUAUGCAAAAGUAUGCAAAUAGAAAGGAUACUUUUUGCCUUGGAAGCAAAGAAUGGAGUUGAAUUAUCAAAGAGAGUUUAUUUCAAGCCAAAUGUCAAGAGACUUAGAGUCUCCUUGAGAGACCUUGAGACUCCCCUCAGCCACAGGAUGCUGGAAAGGAGAAGAGUGCUCAUGAAAAUACAAACCAAUUGGUUGAAUGUUGCUCUCAAUAGUAGAGUACAAAUCACAAUAUAAAAUGUGCAUGUAUGUCAUACCAUAGCACAUCAGUGUGAUCACCACUGCCUCACCGUCAGGUUUGAACGACCUGUUCUAGCGGUGCAUUGACUCUGUAUGACAUAUUGCAUGAACUUUAAUUUUUCAAGCAGUAUUCACCAGGAAAUAAGGAGAAUAACACAUCUGAUAACACAUUAUAUGUAGGUAUUUCAUGGUUCUUCAAGUACUUUAGGAGAAAAUUGGGAUCUUUUGGCCUCCAGGGUGGAAGUGUCAGGACCAUUCAGUUAAAAUGUAAACCUGGACCACUGGCACAAAAUGGAGCAUUAGAAUUAUUCAACUGAAUCAGGGCACACGUAUAUCUUCUCAGUCAAUGAGUGUGCAGCAGGUAGGUAACCAGGCUAAGCAUGUCUUAAAAAAGGGAGUAAUCCUUCAGUGUGUUGACAGUUUUGAAAUAGUUUGCUGGUGAUAAAUGUUCCGUAGUGUGAACAAAGGAAUGAGUGCAUUGCUCUAAAAGUGGACCUCCAGAAGCACACAAGACUAGGAAAGAGAAAAAAACCAAAAACCUAACAAACAUUGUCUAGUCAGGAAGUAACAUGUUUUUAUCAGAUGCUUAACAUUUGAGCUUUUUAUAAAAUAUUCUAGUUCUGUGAUUAUUUUUCUGUUUAACACUUUUUUUGUAAGUAAGAUUUUGUUCUCCU
Messenger RNA from Calypte anna (Anna's hummingbird), 6553 nucleotides. RefSeq names its product WAS/WASL interacting protein family member 1 (gene WIPF1). Gene Ontology annotation, molecular function: actin binding. The record is from RefSeq and is a predicted model, not a curated record. Lineage: Eukaryota; Metazoa; Chordata; Aves; Apodiformes; Trochilidae.